AUGGUCUCAAGGUUCUUCAAAUGGGUUAGGCGUGUUUGGCAAAAGAUGAACAGUUGGGUUUUCUCCUGGAGACACAAACCUGAGUCAAUGCUGUUGGAACGAUCUAGCUCCAAGAAACUAGCCCUGAAAAAGAUGGAGAAGACUCCUGCAGAGCUUUCAACAUCAAAAUUAGUCCAGACACCCAGUCUGAGUGCGUGCGCGAAGGCGCUUGAGCCCUGUGCAUUGGCCACUACCACAAAGCAGUCAAUGGGCAGCCAUGGGAAUCGCUCCUUGAUGCAGGUGUCCCGGACGGCUGUCCAGUCCGUCUCCUCGCUUAUGUUGUCUACCCUGCGGUCUGGUUGGCAGAUGUGUAGGUGGAAGAGUUCUGUAAGUUCUUCCUCAAUUACCUCUCAAAUGAGGGUCCGGUCCCCCUUGGAUACGCCAGAGGCUGAGAUGCUACGAGAAGUAUACCUAGUGCUGUGGGCCAUUCGGAAACAACUACGACAGCUGUCCCGCAGGCAGGAGCGGCGCAGGCGACAUCAUAUCCGGACCCACAUAUCUCCACCCCCUGACACGGUGCCAGGCCUGAAGCAAGAUGCCCAAAGUCCCCUCUAGGUCGGGGGAGCCCUAGAACCUCAGAAAUCCCCACCUUGCUCUUAGGUAAGGUGGAUCAAGAGGGGUCAGGACAACAGGCCAGAAGUUGUGGGUAAGGAGACGUUUUUCAUGCUGUU
Molecule: messenger RNA, 710 nt
Organism: Dipodomys ordii (Ord's kangaroo rat)
Lineage: Eukaryota; Metazoa; Chordata; Mammalia; Rodentia; Heteromyidae
Gene: Spacdr
Product: chromosome unknown open reading frame, human C7orf61
Exons: 4
Coding region: 1-594 (197 amino acids)
Source: RefSeq, a predicted model, not a curated record